Molecule: messenger RNA, 690 nt
Organism: Fusarium vanettenii 77-13-4
Lineage: Eukaryota; Fungi; Ascomycota; Sordariomycetes; Hypocreales; Nectriaceae
Exons: 1
Coding region: 1-690 (229 amino acids)
Source: RefSeq, a predicted model, not a curated record
AUGAACACGACCACAAACACAACAACUCUGUGGGAGGUUCUCCAGGAGCUCCAAGCUGAACCAUAUGGAGAAAGCUUGGCCACGAAUGCUUUCUGGAUAUUCCUAUUCCUCAUCCUCUUCAACUUCGUCUGGACACUCUGGCAGUUGGAUGACCGUGCCUUCUACAAGUCGAUCAACAGCUCAACGCACAAUGACCCAACAAGCGAGACUAACAUUGAGUCGACGCCGUGGGACUCCAUGUCACGCAAAAUCACAUCACGUAAUGUCCAGUGUCUUGCUGUCACCUUUUCCAGUUUUCUUCUCCUGGCGCAGCUCGCCGAAGGCUACUGGGUGUCACAACUAUCUACUGGAAUUACCAUCCAAGAGUUCACCAAGUGGAGCGAAGCGACCUCCCACUUCGAACCGGCUGUCUUGCGAUACAUUGUCAAUAUCCCUGCGAUCGUCCUCUUGAUAAUCGUGUGGACCGGAACCCUGGGCAUCGGCGCUGUCAUACUUCAUGUCCAGUGGAGAUACACCAAGGAGGUUCUCAUGCUCAAUAUCAAGGAACAGAACAAGGGGUAUUACCAAGGCCCACAGUGCCCAACAGAAACUGGAAAUGAGGAGAACGACGACGAUGUUGAUCUAAAAUCCGGCUUGUUUAUAGCGGAUAAGGACGCCCCAGGGAAUCUGUUCGGAACGACAUAUCGAUGA